This is a messenger RNA of Harmonia axyridis, 1269 nucleotides long. RefSeq names its product glyoxylate reductase/hydroxypyruvate reductase. The transcript is spliced from 3 exons. Bases 256 to 1224 code for a protein of 322 amino acids. NCBI's taxonomy places the organism in Eukaryota, Metazoa, Arthropoda, Insecta, Coleoptera, Coccinellidae. The record is from RefSeq and is a predicted model, not a curated record. Gene Ontology annotation, molecular function: hydroxypyruvate reductase (NADH) activity; hydroxypyruvate reductase [NAD(P)H] activity; NAD binding. Gene Ontology annotation, cellular component: cytosol.
AAAAUAAGUUGCGACUAUCUUUGUGUCCUCUGUCAUUUGACAAACAAGGUCAUUGGUCAUUCCGAAUUUGCUCAGAUCAGACGUUUUCUUAAUAAAUUAAAGUUGAAUUUCCGAUCAUAGAAGAGGUUAAAUUACUCGCCGUUUUGGAGGUUACUAGAUAUUUUUCUCAAUUUAACAACUGUACGUUUUUUAGGCAAAUACCUACAUAAAGACAUCUUAGUUAGAUCCCUAACCUCUGUUCAAAAUUCAUCCACGAUGGGUCUACCAAGGGUAUAUGUUACAAGAAUUAUAAGCGAGCAUGCCACGUUUAUAAUGCACAAAGAAUGUCACGUCAGCGGAUGGUCAGGGUCGGAUCCAGUACCUCCAACCGAACUAGCUGAGAACAUAGAAAAGGUCGAUGGCCUCUUCUGUAUGCUCACCGAUAAAAUCGACAAGGAUUUACUGGAUAAAGCCAAGAAUCUCAAGGUAAUUGCAACUAUGUCAGCUGGAUACGACCAUUUGGAUUUAGAAGAAAUCAAGAAAAGAGGUAUAAGAGUUGGAUACACGCCAGACACCUUGACAGACACAACUGCUGAGCUCACAGUGGGCCUAUUACUGGCAACUUGUCGAAGGUUUAUGCUAGCCAAUGCAGAAGCCAGAGAUGGAAGGUGGCAGGCAUGGUCACCAUUUUGGAUGUGUGGCGGCACUCUGAAAGAUGCGACUGUCGGAUUCUACGGUUUUGGAAGAAUAGGCCAAGCGGUAGCUCGGAGGCUGAUACCUUUCAAAACCAAGCAGAUCCUAUACACAACGAGAAGCGAGAAGCCUGAAGCUCGAGAAUUGGGAGCUUCAAAGGUGGAUUUCGAUUAUUUACUUGGAAAUUCAGACUUUAUAGUGGUUUGCUGCAGUUUGAACGAAGGUACCCGUGAAAUAUUCGAUCUUGAAGCUUUCAAGAAAAUGAAGAAGCUCGCGGUUUUCAUCAACACCGCUAGAGGGGAUGUUGUGAAACAAGAUGAUUUGGUGGUAGCACUUCAGAACAAAAUUAUUUGGGGAGCUGGUUUGGACGUUAUGACGCCUGAACCAUUACCCGUUGAUCAUGAACUGUUCAAACUAGACAACUGCGUUAUAUUACCCCACAUUGGAAGUGCCACCCAGAAUUGUCGCUUGGAAAUGGCCGCAUUAACAGCUGCAAAUAUUGUUACUGCUCUUAAGGGCGAACCUAUGCCCUCAGAACUUGUACUUAAUUGAAUAAUCCUGUGUAACUGUGAAUUAAUAUAGUUUUUUAAAAUGAAA